UAGAGAAGAGAAAUGGAGGGGAAGAGAGCUUAUAAUAGAGGCCACGUAUUAGUACUCCCUUACCCAACCCAAGGCCACAUUAAUCCACUGCUCCAAGUCGCCAAGCGUUUAGCUUUCAAAGGGCUCAAGACCACGCUUGUAACCACCCUCUCGUCCUGGAGGUCAAUGUACACCGAGUCCAUCUCCGUCGAUGUCCAAACUAUCUCCGAUGGCUACGAUGAUGGCGGAUUUCUGAAAGCGGAGAGUAUCGAAGCCUACCUCAAUCGUUUUAAAGAAGUUGGCUCGCAAACAUUGGCUGAGCUCAUCAAGAAACAGAAGAGCUCUGGACACCCAGUUGAUUGCCUUGUGUACGAUUCAUUCCUUCCAUGGGCUCUGGAUGUAGCCAAAAGUUUCGGCUUAGUUGGGGCUCCAUUCUUCACUCAGUCGUGUGCUGUUGAAAAUAUAUACUACCAUGUUCACCAGGGACUACUGACAGUCCCAAUGACAGAGACUACUGCUGCUUCUCUUCCUGGGUUGCCACCACUUGACAUCAUGGACAUGCCAUCUUUUAUCUCUGUAUCUGGGUCAUACCCGUCUUAUUUUGCAAUGGUUGUAAAUCAGUUCUCUAACUUGGAGACAACAGAUUGGAUCCUUGUCAACACCUUCCAAGAGUUAGAGGUUGAGGAGGUAGAUUGGAUGACAAGACGCUGGCCACUAUUGCGGACAAUUGGACCAACAAUACCGUCUAUGUAUAUGGACAAAAGGGUGACAUAUGAUAUGGACUAUGGUCUCAAUCUCUUCAAGUCAGAUGGUAGUGCUUGCUUGAAUUGGCUAAACAAAAGGGCUGCUGGAUCAGUUGUUUAUGUGUCAUUUGGGAGCCUUGCAGCACUUGAGGUAGAACAGAUGGAGGAACUUGGGUGGGGAUUGAGGAGGACUAAUAGCCACUUCCUGUGGGUUGUGAGAUCAUCAGAGGUGGACAAGCUGCCAAACAAGUUCAUAGAAGAGACAUCAGACAAGGGGCUGAUUGUGGCAUGGAGUCCCCAGUUGGAGGUUUUAGCUCACCAGGCAGUGGGCUGCUUUGUUACGCAUUGUGGGUGGAAUUCUACUCUGGAGGCUGUGAGCUUGGGCGUGCCAAUGGUGGGAAUCCCACAGUGGACGGAUCAACCCACAAAUGCAAAGUAUGUGGAGGAUGUAUGGGAAGUUGGUCUCAGGGCUCGGCCAGGUGAAAAGGGAAUUGUAUGUAGAGAAGAGGUAGAGCGCUGCGUAAGGGAAAUUAUGGAGGGAGAGAGAGGGGAACAAAUUAGGAAGAAUGCCAUCAAGUGGAGAAAUUUGGCUAAAGAGGCAAUGGAUGAAGGUGGAAGUUCAGAUAAAAACCUUGACGAGUUUGUAGCUAAAUUGGUGUUUAAGUGAUGACUUUUUCUAUCAGCAGAUACUUAUUGACCAGAGAAUAGAGCCCCUUUAUCAGCAUAUAAUGUCCUAAGGCCUUUUAUGUCUUUUUGUACUUACAAGUUAGGCGCUCAACCAAUUUCAACUCUAAGUCUGUUUGGAAACGAUGCAAAUGGAGUGUAAAUCUCAGUUUACGAUAAAUUUGUACUCUGGUUUAUUUUGUGUGUUUGAUAACAUUACA
This is a messenger RNA of Nelumbo nucifera (sacred lotus), 1606 nucleotides long. Its product is annotated as UDP-glycosyltransferase 74F2-like. Lineage: Eukaryota; Viridiplantae; Streptophyta; Magnoliopsida; Proteales; Nelumbonaceae. The record is from RefSeq and is a predicted model, not a curated record. Gene Ontology annotation, molecular function: quercetin 3-O-glucosyltransferase activity; quercetin 7-O-glucosyltransferase activity.